ACACGUGUAAUAAGGAUUCAUAACAAAGAUCUGUGACUUGUCAAAAAUCCUGGCAGUGGAGUUGCAUCAGAUUUAAGAAUUUUGAAGCAAAACUACACUGACGUGUGUAAUGUGCUUUGUGCAAGCCUUUGUGAUACAGUACCCGAGCUUCCCGAAGGUCAAUUUUUAAUAAUUCAAGAUGUUUCAACCGCGGAGAAGAGGGAUGGGACGGCAGCAAGGUCUCGGUCUCCUGCUUCUAUUCCAUCAGCUUUAUCGGGUUGGAUUCAAUAGAAUCCCUCCUGUUACCAUGGCAACGAUUGCUGCAAAUGUCCUCAUAUUCCUCCGUGUUCUCAAUCCAUAUAUCAAGUCUGCCAUUAGGUCACCAUCCAUCAGCAACAUCUGCGUCAGCUCCGCCCACGUCUGGUACAAGGGGGAUUGGCCCCGCCUCUUUCUUGCAGCGUGGUUCCACCUCGAUGACUGGCAUCUCUACUACAACAUGGUGUCCUUCAUCUGGAAGGGUAUCACCCUAGAGAGGAAGUUCGGCUCUCCGUACUUCGCGUACCUCAUCGUGAUGUUCUGUGUCCUGACCAACGGUCUCUUAGUGGCGCUCAACGUGGGGAUAGCGGAACUUCUGGAGGAUAGCUCCCACAUCGUCUCCUGUGCUGCUGGCUUCUCAGGAGUGCUCUUUGCUCUCAAAGUCCUAACAACGUACUACACACCUGUCCAAAACCAGAGGAUCAUGGGAAUGUUCAGUGUACCUUCUCGCUGGGCAUGCUGGGUUGAAUUGAUAUUGAUCCAACUCAUUGUUCCAAGGGCCUCCUUCACAGGUCAUCUGGCUGGUAUUCUGGUUGGCAUGGCGUAUGUGAAAGGGCCCCUUAAGAUUCUUAUGGAUGCCCUCUGGAGUCUGUUCGCAUCAGUCCUCUCUGGUGAUGCAGGCCAGGGACCGCGGUACCAGCCUAGGACAGCCGCUACCGGUCUCAGGGACGAGGCUCCAACCUCAAGAUCAAACCAAUCCUAUGCUGGGCGUGGCUAUUCCACGGGAUCUGGGUCAGGUGCAGCCCGGUCCAGACCAAGCCCUACUGAUUACCCCUAUGACAGUAGCACGGGAUCCAGCUCCGGGGGUACAGGUGCUUCACCCACGCUGCCCAAUUACCAGCCAGACGAUUAUACCGGUGGUUUGAGUGAAGAGGAACAGAUGAGAACUGCAAUGAGGCAGAGUAUGAAUAAUGGCUCGUCAGGAUAUCCCAGUCCACCAGAGGGAGGCAGAGCAAUGCCUUCUGCCCCACCCUCAGAAGACCACACACCCCACCUCUACCCUGAUCUGUCCAGAGACAAUGCUGCCCCGCCCCCACCCAACCGCCAGAACGGGAUGCAUGCGUCUGGCAUUUCGGCUGAAGAGCUCAGGAGGCGACGCCUUGACAGGCUCGAUAGAUGAGAUCGGGGAGCCUUUCAUGAACCGUCUUGUUGGUGAUUUUCCCUUACUACUGUGAUAAUCUGAAAUCCCUGCAUCUGAUUGGCUGAGAACAAACUGGCUGCUCCAUGAAACACUCCACAGAGACACCUCAACAAGUUCAACAGACGAGAACAGAGGAACCUUUUAUGAACCAAUUGUCGUUUUCCCUGACUACUUUGAUAAGCUAUUCACCAAAAUCGUUGCAUCUGACUCCGAACAAAUUAGAUGCUUAAUGAAACGCUCUGCAUAGACUCAUCAACAAGUUCCACAGAUGAGUAUAGGGGAGAGUUUCAUGGAACAAAUAACCAGUGAUUCUCCCUGACUACUGUUAUAAGCUACUAAAAUUCUUGUAUCCGAUUGGCUCAGAAGUCAUUAGAUGCUUAAUGAAACACUCCGCAGAGAACAAGUUCUACAGAUGAGAAUAGGGGAGAGUGUCAUGAAACAAAUAAUCAGUGAUUUUCCCUGACUAUUGUGAUAAUUUACUGAAAUUCUUGCCUCCGAUAGGCUUAGAAGUCAUUAAAUGCUUAAUGAAACACUCCGCAGAGACACUUAACAAGUUCUACAGAUAAGAACCGGAGAGCAUUUCAUAAAACAGAUACCGGUAAUCAGUGAUUUUUCCAUGACUACUGUGAGAGGCUACUGAAUUCCUUGCUACAUGUAUCUGAUUGGCUCAGUAGAGAUUAGAUUCUUCAUUGAACACUCCACAGGGAUGCCUUGACAAGUUCUACAGAUGAGAAUCGGGGGAGCAUUUCAUAAACAAAUAAUCAGUGAUUUUUACUGACCACUGUUAUAAGCUACUGAGAUCCUUGCAUCUCAUUUGCUCAGAACAAGCUGGCGCCUUCAUGAAACGCUUCCAAGAAAUGCCCCGAUAAAAUCAAAUGAUUUUGAUGCUGGAAUCCAUUUGUCAUUUUGUGUAGUCAACAUUCAAUUGCUACGCUUUGUGUUACGUGCACUGGAUCCUGUAGCACGAGUAUUUGCAAUGAAUCGCAGAUUAUCAGUCAUUGAUCCUGAUUGGUUGUUAUAGCAGAGAAUUUUCAAAUCCCUGUAUGUGAAAAGUUGAACAAUAUGUGCAUGCAACUGCAACUUCCAUUGGCCAGUGUAUUGUUUGGUGAUGGACAGCAACUCUUGUCUUUACAAAGCCUCGAUCAUUUUUAAUAUGAUUAUUUAUAUCUUGGAGCUGACUUUUAUAAGGACCAUUUUCUGUUACUUGUAUUUUGGGCACAUCGUGGUAUAGUGGUUUGGACUCUCAUCUUUUGUUCAGAGGGUUGUGGGUUUGAAUCCCAGCCAUGGCAUGUUUUUACUCACAUUGUGCUGCACUCAACCCAGGUAUUAUGAUUGGGGUACCUGGCAUGAUUAAUUCCUUGAUUGCACUGUGCACUGGAAGGCAGCUCGUGCUAAAGCUGGGGAAAUAAAAUUGUGCAAAUAGAUUAUUUCUAGAUAGAUGCCACAAUAUAUAUAAAAGUCUAGUUAGUUAUUUAGGAAACACUAAGUACCACUUGUAUAUAUUUAAGAUAUGAAUAUCACAGCUAUCUUAUGAAUGUGUGACUUGAGAUGGCUUAUAUGAGCAGCGGCCAGUAGAAUCAAUUGUAUUUCUGCUUUUCUCUUUAAAACUUAUGUAUUGCAGAUUGGACCCUAUAUAAUGGUUUGCAUAUUACUAUAAAAAAAAUAUUCAAAAUACAAAAAAAAACAACUCAAAACAUUCUUUGCAUUUUUUAUAAUUCAAUUGGAUUUAUUUUCGUUUAAAACGAAUAACAAUACAUAUAAGAUGAUACAUGUGAAAUUGACAAAUGAAAACAAGAGAAUGGGCCAACUCGGCAGCAUCAAUCAUGGUGCUGCUGGUCUACCAAGGGGUCCUCAUUUGCAGCUACAUUACACAUGUACGUGCAUAUCAUUUAUUGUUACACAUUGCCAUCUUCAUCAUCGAUCCAAAGUUUGACAUGGAGAUCCGGCUUUUCUUCCCUGCAAAUGGGGUGGCCGGAUUCAGCUCACACUCGUCCUUACCACCUCCCUUCACUUUGCCUGAUUCAGUUUAUCCUCUAUCCUCAACCCAACCCUUCAACUCCCCUUCUCCAUGUCACAAUCAUUUCUUUUUUAAUCAAAUUAUAUGACUAGAAUGUAUUUUUCUAACACAUUCACACAUGGGUACCAAUAAUGCCUAAAGUGUUUCCAUUUAAAAAUGUUCAUUCAUUGCCUUUCUCAAGGAUGUAUUGUUUUUAGCGAUUGAAUCUAAAUCUGUAUAUUACACCGACUAACUCUGCUUUUAUUUUUUUAAUAUCUUUUUUAAUUCUGUGGCGGAGUAUUUAUACUGAUUACAUCAUUUUGAUAUUUCAUUUUCAUUUUGACAUUUCAAUAGUGUCCUUACUCAGGUUUUAUGUUACUUGAAUUUAUGUUAACAAAAUCAUCAUUGGCUCACGUACACAUACUUCUGUUGCAACUGAGACCUUCUUAACUUUCUCAGUAUUUUAUGAUGAUU
This is a messenger RNA of Lytechinus variegatus (green sea urchin), 3905 nucleotides long. It is a transcript of the gene rhbdd1, whose product is annotated as rhomboid-related protein 4-like. The transcript is spliced from 6 exons. The coding region runs from base 179 to 1414 and encodes 411 amino acids. Lineage: Eukaryota; Metazoa; Echinodermata; Echinoidea; Temnopleuroida; Toxopneustidae. The record is from RefSeq and is a predicted model, not a curated record. Gene Ontology annotation, molecular function: serine-type endopeptidase activity. Gene Ontology annotation, cellular component: membrane.